GCUCAGUGAGUGACCACACUGACCAAGCCAGAGUGAAGUGGGCACUGAGCAGUGAGCACAGGGCGGGUGCUUGCCGAAGCAGAGCGAGGAAGGAGCAAUGGGGGUCCGCUCGGCGGCCACGAAGCUGCACAUCCCCCCGACCCACUCCGCCGCCCGGCGCUCCUUCUUCCUGCCCCUCGCCGCCGUCGCCCUCCUCUGCUCCGCCUCCUACCUCCUGGGCGCCUGGCACCACGGCGGCGGCUUCUCCCCUUCCUCCCCCUCCCGCUCCGUCACCAUUGCCACCGACAUCUCCUGCACCACCACCACCCUCACCCCCUCCACCACCACCACCACCACCACCACCGCUCAGUCCCUCGACUUCUCCGCGCACCACGCGGCGGCGGUCGACGCCGUGGCGGCCAGGGCCGCGUCCUCCGCGUCCUCGGCGCCGCGGAGGUACCCGGCGUGCCCGGCCGAGUACUCGGAGUACACGCCGUGCGAGGACGUGAAGCGGUCGCUGCGGUACCCGCGGGACCGGCUGGUGUACCGGGAGCGGCACUGCCCCUCGGGGCGCGAGCGGCUGCGGUGCCUGGUGCCGGCGCCGGCCGGGUACCGCAACCCGUUCCCGUGGCCGGCCAGCCGCGACGUCGCCUGGUUCGCCAACGUGCCGCACAAGGAGCUCACCGUGGAGAAGGCGGUGCAGAACUGGAUCCGCGUGGACGGGGACAAGCUCCGGUUCCCCGGCGGCGGGACCAUGUUCCCGCACGGCGCCGACGCCUACAUCGACGACAUUGGGAAGCUCAUCCCGCUCCACGACGGCUCCAUCCGCACCGCGCUCGACACCGGCUGCGGGGUGGCGAGCUGGGGCGCGUACCUGCUCUCCCGGGACAUCCUGGCCAUGUCCUUCGCGCCGCGGGACUCGCACGAGGCGCAGGUGCAGUUCGCGCUGGAGCGCGGCGUCCCCGCCAUGAUCGGCGUCCUCGCCUCCAACCGCCUCACCUACCCAGCCCGCGCCUUCGACAUGGCGCACUGCUCCCGCUGCCUCAUCCCCUGGCACCUCUACGAUGGAUUGUACCUGAUCGAGGUCGACCGUGUCCUGCGCCCCGGCGGCUACUGGAUCCUGUCCGGCCCGCCCAUCAACUGGAAGAAGUACUGGAAGGGGUGGGAGAGGAGCAAGGAGGACCUCAACGCCGAGCAGGAGGCGAUCGAGGCGGUCGCCCGGAGCCUCUGCUGGAAGAAGAUCAAGGAGGCCGGCGACAUCGCCGUCUGGCAGAAACCCGCCAACCACGCCGGCUGCAAGGCCUCCCGCAAGGCCGCCAAGUCCCCGCCCUUCUGCUCCAAGAAGAAUGCCGACGCAGCAUGGUACGACAAGAUGGAGGCCUGCGUGACGCCGCUGCCGGAGGUCUCGGACGCGAGCGAGGUGGCCGGCGGCGCGGUGAAGAAAUGGCCGCAGAGGCUCACGGCCGUGCCGCCCAGGGUCUCCCGGGGCACGGUCAAGGGCGUGACGGCCAAGGCGUUCCAGCAGGACACGGAGCUGUGGAAGAAGCGGGUCCGCCACUACAAGGCGGUGAUCAACCAGUUCGAGCAGAAAGGACGGUACCGGAACGUGCUCGACAUGAACGCCCGCCUCGGCGGCUUCGCGGCGGCGCUGGCGAGUUACCCGCAGUGGGUCAUGAACAUGGUCCCGACCGUGGCCAACUCCAGCGCACUCGGGGUGGUCUACGAGCGCGGCCUCAUCGGAAGCUACCAGGACUGGUGCGAGGGCACGUCCACCUAUCCGCGGACCUACGAUCUCAUCCACGCCGACUCGGUGUUCACUCUGUACAAGAACAGGUGUGAGAUGGACACCAUUCUGCUGGAGAUGGACAGGGUCCUGAGGCCCGAGGGCACGGUGAUCAUCAGAGACGACGUGGACAUGCUGGUGAAGGUCAAGAGCGUCGCCGACGGGAUGAGGUGGGACAGCCAGAUCGUCGACCACGAAGACGGCCCGCUCGUCCGGGAGAAGAUCCUCCUGGUUGCCAAGACGUAUUGGACUGCCAAGAACCAAUAGCACCAGUGGAGUAUAGCAUCUACUCCCUCCGUUCCUAAAUAUAAGUCUUUCUAGUGAUUCCACUAGGUGGACUAUAUACGGAGCAAAUUGAAUGAAUUUACACUUAAAAUGCAUCUAUAUACAUCGGUAUGUGGUUUAUAGUGGAAUCUCUACGAAGACUUAUAUUUAGGAACGAAGGGAGUAUAUAGUAUUGCUCAUAAGCACAUCGCUCAGAAGAUCUCAAAGUUGGAUCGCCAUUUGUUGUAGCUCCAUGAACUGCUUAUUUUAUGCUCUUUAUUUAUGUCUUUAUAUAGGAAAUUCGUCUCCAAGUAAGUUGUAAAACACAGCAUAAUUUGUAUGUGUCACUUGAUCGCUAAAUUGCACAAAGUGAUUAAUAGAAGUACUGUUUGCGAGUUA
This is a messenger RNA of Aegilops tauschii subsp. strangulata, 2425 nucleotides long. Its product is annotated as probable methyltransferase PMT16. NCBI's taxonomy places the organism in Eukaryota, Viridiplantae, Streptophyta, Magnoliopsida, Poales, Poaceae. Gene Ontology annotation, cellular component: trans-Golgi network; endosome; cytoplasm. The record is from RefSeq and is a predicted model, not a curated record. Gene Ontology annotation, molecular function: methyltransferase activity.